AUGGGGGAUGGAGUGUUGAGGUAUCAAGAGAGAUUGUGUAUUCCAAAUGUUAAUGGCCUUGGAGAGAAAUCCAUGGCAGAAGCCCAUAAUUCCAGGUACUCCAUCUAUCCAGGUGCUACAAAGAUAUACCAUGACUUGAGAGAGAUGGCUCUCUAUAAAGCUCUGUAUGAGAGGAGAUGUAGAUCACUGAUUGGUUGGUUCGAGGUUGGUAAGCCUAAGUUGAUUGGACCAAAAUUGGUCCAUCAAGCUAUGGAGAAAAGGGUUGGUAACAUAGCCUAUAAAUUGGAGUUGCCCCCAGAGUUAGCAGCUAUUCAUCCCGUAUUUCAUAUGUCUAUGCUUAAGAAGUAUUUGGGAGAUCCUUCAAUUGUUGUUCCGAUUGAGAAUAUUGGGGUGAAAGAUAUUUUGAGUUAUGAAGAGAUCCCAGUUCAUACUCUUGAUUGUCAGGUUCAUAAAUUAAGAACCAAAGAUGUAGCAUCUGUCAAAGUUCUAUAG
Messenger RNA from Solanum dulcamara, 492 nucleotides. RefSeq lists its product as uncharacterized. The record is from RefSeq and is a predicted model, not a curated record. The transcript has 3 exons. Lineage: Eukaryota; Viridiplantae; Streptophyta; Magnoliopsida; Solanales; Solanaceae. Bases 1 to 492 code for a protein of 163 amino acids.